GCGGCGGCGGCGGCGGCGGCGGCGACAGCUCUGGGGUUCGCGUCUCGGGGUGUGUCGGCCGCCGCUGCUGCUCAGGCCUGGAAUGUACAGAUGGCUGGCUAGGGUUCUCGGCACCAUUCUCCGCUUGUGCGAGCGGCCCGCGCCCGGGGCCCGCGCCCUGCUCAAGAGGCGGCGCUCGAGCAGCGCUCUGUUUUCUACUACAGUGGACACUGAUGAAAUCCCAGCUAAAAGACCAAGAUUAGAUUGCUUCAUUCACCAAGUGAAAAACAGUCUGUACAAUGCUGCAAGUUUAUUUGGACUGCCAUUCCAGCUGACCACAAAACCCAUGGUGUCUUCUGCUUGUAAUGGAACACGGAAUGUGGCCCCUUCAGGAGAGGUAUUUUCGAACUCUUCAUCUUGUGAACUGACGGGUUCUGGAUCCUGCAACAGCAUGCUGAAACUGGGUAAUAAAUCUCCUAAUGGAAUAAGUGACUAUCCAAAGAUCAGAGUGACAGUGACCCGAGAUCAGCCACGUAGAGUCCUUCCUUCUUUUGGUUUUACAUUGAAAUCAGAAGGCUAUAAUAGAAGACCAAGUGGCCGUCGCCAUAGCAAAAGCAAUCCAGAGAGUUCCUUAACAUGGAAACCUCAGGAGCAGGGUGUAACAGAGAUGAUUUCUGAAGAGGGUGGCAAGGGUGUGAGGCGUCCCCAUUGUACUGUGGAGGAGGGUGUCCAAAAGGAUGAAAGAGAAAAAUAUCGAAAGUUAUUGGAACGACUUAAAGAAGGUAGUCAUGGAAACACUCUCCCUCCUGUAGCUUCACACCAUAGUUCUCAGAGAAGCCAGAUGGACACAUUAAAGACCAAAGGCUGGGUGGAAGAGCAGAGUCAUGGAGUCAGAACAGCCCACUUUGUUCCAAAACAGUACAGAGUUGUUGAAACAAGGGGACCUCUCUGUUCAGUGAGAAGUGAGAAGAGGUACUCAAAGGGAAAAGCUGAUCCGGAGAAGGUGGUGGGACUCCGAUUUGAAAAGGAAGGUACAAGGGGACACCAGUUGGAGCCUGAUCUAUCGGAAGAAGUGUCUGCCAGGCUUCGCCUUGGAAGUGGGAGCAAUGGCUUACUCAGGAGGAAGGUAUCAGGACUCGAGGCAAAGGAAAAGAACUUCCCAAGCCGAGAGAAGGAGAGGAGAACAGAUCUCUUUGAACUUACAGAGGACAUGGAAAAGGAGAUCAGUAAUGCCCUCGGCCAUGGUCCACCAGAUGAGAUCCUGAGCAGCGCUUUUAAAUUGCGAAUUACUCGGGGAGAUAUCCAGACCUUAAAGAACUAUCAGUGGCUCAAUGAUGAGGUCAUUAAUUUUUACAUGAAUCUUUUAGUGGAAAGGAGUAAGAAGCAAGGCUAUCCAGCACUUCAUGCAUUCAGUACAUUCUUCUACCCUAAAUUAAAGUCUGGGGGUUACCAGGCAGUGAAAAGAUGGACCAAAGGGGUAAAUCUCUUUGAACAAGAACUUGUUCUGGUACCUAUUCAUCGGAAGGUGCAUUGGAGCCUGGUGGUGAUGGACCUAAGAAAAAAGUGUCUUAAAUAUCUGGAUUCUAUGGGACAGAAAGGCCACAGGAUCUGUGAGAUUCUUCUUCAGUAUUUGCAGGAUGAAAGUAAGACCAAAAGAAAUACAGAUCUCAAUCUCUUAGAGUGGACCCACUACAGCAUGAAGCCACAUGAGAUUCCUCAACAGUUGAAUGGGAGUGAUUGUGGAAUGUUUACUUGUAAAUAUGCAGAUUAUAUUUCUAGGGACAAACCUAUCACAUUUACUCAGCACCAGAUGCCUCUCUUCCGUAAGAAGAUGGUGUGGGAAAUCCUUCAUCAGCAGUUGCUGUGACAAUGCCCUGACCUGGGCCUUCUGCUGCUGGUGGUUCUUUAAUGGAUGUUUCCAUAUACCUCAUGCAUUAUGGGUUAAAAAGUCCCCAUGUCAUUUCUGUUCUCUCACAGGUACUAGCUAUCACGAGUGCAUGAAGGCCUCUCCACAGUAGCCCUGACUUGAGGUGUGGAGGGGCUGUUUGCAACCCUGUUUGUAAGGCUGUGCCUGCUCAGAGCCCUGGACUGUUCAUCCCAUACAAGAACAAAUGCUAAUUAAUGUUUUUUGUUUUAAAGAGUUAUUUCCAUAUGAAUGUGGGAAAUGCAGGAUUUGUUCUAUGAAUUGUUUUUUCUGUAUAUUUGUUCACAUGUAUUCAUUCACUCAUUUGCAAACAUUGGGCAGUGCCCUUUUCUCACUGCUCUUUUAUAAUUAACUAUAAAUAAUUUGUUUGAAAUAUUUAUUUCUGAGAAGAAUGUUAAUCAAACUGCCACUUCCUGCUGCAGAGGGACACAUCAGCAGGGAGAGGAGGGGGUGUCACCAGCUUCUCUAAUGCUGGAGUAGGAACUGCCAACAUGAAGUUAAGGUUCUCUCUUUUGAGACUUGAAAACGCCAGAAGAAAUGACGAUGCUGUGUUGUAGGGAUCCGGCUGCCUUUUAGAGAGUCUGAUGCUAUGACACAGGCACAGUUCAUGGAAAUAUGUCCAAGGAACGAGGUCUGUGCAUCCUCAGAACAGCACAUGCUUAUCUUAGAGACUUUCUUUUCUAGAACUGAAGUAGCUUGGCUUCCUCUCGAAACUGGAUUCAAAGUAACUGUGACCAUAAAUGUUUCAUCCUAGGUGUGGUUGAGUAUGAACCUCACAAUGGUAAAAGGGCUGGCCUGAACUGUCUAUUUCAGAAGAUGCUCCUCAAUUUAAGCCUAUUUUUCCUCAGAGUUUUUUUUUUUUAAUAUAUAUAUAUAUAUAUAUAUAUAUAACUGAAAUUAAGUUCUUGGCUCAUUAGCAUGCCCUAUCCCAGUUCCACUGAGCCUCUGAGAAAGAUUUAGUACUUGGCUGAGGUUGCCUGUUUUACAGUCAUCUAUUUUGCAUAUGAAAGUUUGUAUUUAACUUUUUUGUUCAUUAAAAAUCUUACAGAUGUGGUUAUGCAUUUUUAAUUUCAGAAAGUUGGUCAGAGCAAAUUUUGCAAGAUCUAGUGCCUAGUGUUGCUUUUAUGAUGUAAUAAAAGACCGUCUGGCAGAACCUAGAA
Molecule: messenger RNA, 3063 nt
Organism: Phodopus roborovskii (desert hamster)
Lineage: Eukaryota; Metazoa; Chordata; Mammalia; Rodentia; Cricetidae
Gene: Senp2
Product: SUMO specific peptidase 2
Exons: 17
Coding region: 83-1846 (587 amino acids)
Biological process (GO): protein desumoylation
Cellular component (GO): nucleus
Molecular function (GO): deSUMOylase activity
Source: RefSeq, a predicted model, not a curated record